Lepidothrix coronata (blue-crowned manakin) is the source of this 5781-nucleotide messenger RNA. RefSeq names its product G protein-coupled receptor 146 (gene GPR146). Gene Ontology annotation, cellular component: membrane. Gene Ontology annotation, biological process: G protein-coupled receptor signaling pathway. Lineage: Eukaryota; Metazoa; Chordata; Aves; Passeriformes; Pipridae. The transcript is spliced from 2 exons. The coding region runs from base 1023 to 2027 and encodes 334 amino acids. The record is from RefSeq and is a predicted model, not a curated record. Gene Ontology annotation, molecular function: G protein-coupled receptor activity.
GAAAGCAAGGCAACACUGUUUUGAUUGGUGAUAUCAGCUAAAAACACGCUUCAAAGGUACUAACUUUAUUUCAUUAGUCCAAGGAGUUUACGUAUAAACAACAGAACAACCACAGUACAAAACUCAGAAUGGGAUAAAUUAUCAACCUACAGUUCAAAAACUCUUUUGAGAAAUGAUGCAUUUUAAAGUUGUAGAAAUAUAUACUCUCACAUCCGUAAACUGUGAGUGACAUGCAAACACUCUUGAGAGCAACCAACUUUUUAAAAAAGGAAGCAGAACUGAACCCCAUAACACCAUCACAAAACGAGGGUCAUGUCGUAAUGCCUUUUCACAACACCAAAACAAUCUCCAAAUUCAAAUUAAACACUCAGAAACUUUUCUUCCUACCUUGUGCUACAAGCUGGCUCAUGUUUGCCAGCACCACAAGCACCUGUGCACUUUGUAGUACGGGAAUUUUUAAAUACCGAUUGUUCAGGAUAUAUUAUUGCCUAUAAAACUGAAACCUCAAAGCUACACAUUCUCAUCCCGGGUUAAAAAUAAACCCCACGCUCUUGAACCAGGGGCUGUUGAUUGCAGUCGCAGGGAAUGGCACAGCCUCUGCAGCGUCCCCAGAGACCCCCAGCGCCGAUGACAAUACCACGACAAACCUGCGUGCUCCGGCAGCCCCGUGUAUUUUAAGUAGUAAAUCUGAAACCCAGAGACUACAAAAGCGAGCUGGAUCCAACACAGCUCCGACCGGAGCCUCUCACUUCUUGAAACUGGCUGUAAACAGGGAAAGGGAGGGGCCAGGCGGCUGCCAAGCCAAGCAGAAACUUGUGAGUAACUUAUAGAGCAAAAACAAGUGCAGCUCAGGCAGCAGCGCCCAGGCGGGCGCUGGCACGGCCAGCACCAUGUUCCCAAGGAGAACCACGCCGGGGCCUCGCGGCCGGCUUCCUUCCUCGGGAAUGCGGCUCGGAGGAAUGCCAAUGUGAAGGGAAGAAAAGCUGGUAACCAGCAAAGAAGACACAACAGCUAAAAUCACUAUGUGGAGCUGUGAAGCCUUAAUCAACAGUACCGAGAACAGCGAGGACCAGCAUCUCUGCCAUGACUUCGACCUUGUACUGUCCAUCUUUUCCCUACUCUACCUCAUUAUAUGUUUCCCAAUUGGCCUUUGUUACAACGGCUUGCUGGUCCUAGUUAACCUCUACAACAAAGCUACCAUGACUAUGCCAGAUGUUUACUUUGUCAACAUUGCCAUUGCUGGUCUCAUCAUCAACGCUCUGGCACCAAUGUACCUUCUAGGUGUUGCCAAUACAAAAUGGGCCAUCUGGAAUUCCAACAAUGAAGUUUAUAUUACCUUUCUUAUUUUAUUCAACGUCUCGUCCUUAGUUACAAUGUACUCUACGACACUGCUCAGUCUGGACUACUACAUCGAACGCGCUCUCCCCAGAACUUACAUGUCGAGCGUGUACAACACCAAACACGUCUGUGGGUUCAUCUGGGGCGGUGCCAUGCUGACGAGUUUCUCAUCUCUCCUGUUCUACGUCUGCAAUCACGUGUCCACCAAAAUAAUUGAGUGUUCCAAGAUGCAGAACCAAGAGGCAGCGGAUGCCAUCAUGGUGUUCAUCGGGUACGUCGUACCCGCCAUCGCGGUACUCUACGCGCUCACGUUAAUCCUGCGGAUACGCAAAGAGGCCACGCCACUGGAUCAAGACACUGGGCGGUUGGAUCCGUCAGUGCACAGGCUUUUGAUUGCCACAGUCUGCACACAGUUCACGCUGUGGACACCCUAUUACGUUAUUCUCUUGGUAAGCACAUUUACUAACCUGCAAGGAAGAAUUGCGGAUAUAAAUUACAUUCGAAUAUUGCAUUUUACCACGAUUUUAUCCAAAUUCUUGGCUUUCUCAAGCAGCUUUGUAAUGCCUCUGCUCUACAGAUAUAUUAACAAAAACUUUCCCAACAAAUUGCGACGUUUGCUUAAAAAGAUACACUGUGGGAAUCAGGGGUGUUCUCACGAGCGCACAGUAGUACAGCAAGUCAUGACAUAGGUGUGACAAACCCCCCUGGUGCUCUGUUACUGCAGUGCUUGGUGUUCUUGGGACUGUGAUACUGCUGUGUUGGCACUCAGAGACAUUAAAGAGUCCCAACCAAGAGGCUGGAAGGAGCUUCCAUUGCAGCUGAAUGCAACAGUCUUAAUUUUCAAAUAGUCGUUUGCUGAAGUCGCGUGAGGCUCCGGCCAGUGUGCUGCAAUACCUGUGACAUCUGAUACCUUCAGUGCACUGAACUGGUUACAAACUCUGUCUUCAUGUCUCUAAACUUCCUGUCUGAAGAAAUCACUAAGCAGUUUAUUGAAGUCUUGACUGAAGACACAGCACCUUGUAUCUUGUAUAGAAAAAGGUAUUACCUUAUUUUCUGUACAAAGAAGUGAUAGUGCUAUCCUUGAUGAAGUAAAUAGUGUUUUUCAAUGAAGAUUAUAUAGAUGAUCUUUACUGAAGAUCAUAUGAUCCAAUUAUACAUGCCCAAAUAGUAAAUGUUAAUUAUAAAUUAAAUUAUUUAAUUUCUUUCUCCAUCACUGAAUCCCCUCUAAAAGAAGCCUAAUUUACCAUUUUCAGAAAUUAUUUUCUCACACCAACUAACCUGUUUUAAAGUUUAUGGUAAAGUGAUUUUUUUCCUAGCUAUAACAAUUAACAAAAAUGUGUUUUAAUUUUCCAGUCCUUUGUUUGCAUCCUAAAACAUUUCAAGAAUCCAGAAAUAUUUAUUGACUAAUUCUAAGGGAACCUAAAGAUGUUUGUUCCACAUAUGAAAAUGAAGGACACAGUGGUUUACAAAGUUAAAUCAGAAUUUAACUAGUAAAGAUUGUCUGGCUAAGUGUUAUGGUCCACAUAUGUUCAUGUAAUGAGAGUAAUUAUCUUAAAAAAUAAAUAUGUUUAUGAUUAACAUUUUGUAUUUUCAAGGGAUAUGUUUGCAACAAAUAAAUUAAACUCUCUUUAAUCUAGGGCAUCACUAAAGGUUUGGAAACCAUUUAAAAUUCCUCAAUAUAUACAAGGUUUUAAAAUGGGAGUAAUAUCUAGGAAUCCCAGUCAGCAUCAGCCUUUGCUGACCUCCCAGAAAUGGAAGUGCCUCCCAAUGGGAUUCUUGGAUACACAGUAAAGUCUAGUUUCUGUAUUUCACAGUAGGGAUGAAGAAAUCCAGCCCAGAUCACCAAAUUUUACUGGUUUGAUGAAAUACAUAAGAACUACAAACAUGCUGCAGGAAGCACAUAAAUAAUUACCCACAACAACAAACUACAAAGCACUGACCCAAGAACUGCCUGUUCCCGUGCUGCUGUUGCAUUAUUAAUGACAGAGGGGUACAAGUGGAACUGAGAUUCUCCCACUGGUUUGGGGGCCAUGAGACAUCUUUGUUACUCUCCCUGCAACACCACAGCAUUGUUUUGUUGCUUAAUCUGUCACAGCACAGUUCAAAUUCCCCGUGACUUUAUGCAAAAAAUGUGGCUUUUCAAGCUUCAGGUAUAAUAAAAACAUGGAGCAAAACCAGAUCUGAAUCUUUUCCAUUGCUUAGAGCACAAUCUCAUCUGAUAGCUGGUCCUGUCUGUCAGCAGAGGCACAUGCUUAAGUGCUAAGGGGAAAGCAGGUGAGGAACAGACUUUUCAUACCUUUUCCCUUCAACAUUACUCAAUUUCUUCUCAUAGUCAUCUUUGCUUAUCUUCUUCAUACACAAGCAUCUUUAAGUUGUCAGCAUUUUGGUGGAAGACUCUCCAUUAGUCCUUUUUUUAACAACUUUUCAUAGUUUAUUGAAAUCUUUCUAGCCCUUAAAGACUAUACAGUAAAUAAUCUUACUUCUAUGGUGUUUUCUCCACACAAAAACUAUCCAGCAUAACUACAUCAGUUUACUUCACAGUUUUAGCCCUUGAUGAAAACCAUGUUAAGGAAUGAAAGCUGUUCUUUAUCACUCUGUCCAACUCACACACUCAUUUAUAGUGCCUCUAUGCUGAUACAAUACUGGAUAUUUUGGUUGAUUUUUUUCCCUCUUGAGAGGUUUUCUAUGAAUUUCUGUACAUCUUGAUCAUUCAAACUCACUUCCACACAGAAGUGCUUAAGAAAGAAAAAUCUUUCCUUACAGCUGUCAGGCAAAGAGAUUCCUCCUUCCCAUCUGAGGAAAAUUAGGUUUCGUAAUGCACCACAUUAAAUCGCUCACGUAAAAUCUGUUAAAGAAAUUCUGUCCCAUUAUGCAGGAGGAGUUCCAGCAGGGAGGAACUGCCUUAUCUGGUGUGAAUAGGGGCUUUCAGAACUGGGACACUGCCAGAACAGUGCGGCUGAACAGGCAGCACGAAGUGCAAUUUUAACUUCCACGUUCCUUCCUUACUUCCAUCUCCUCCUUCUCUUAAGACAUCUUACUUUCUGUCUCCAACAGGACUGUUGCCUUUAUUUCUGUUCCUUUCUCUCUGUGUUAAAUUCUCAGUUUCAGAUCAUGGCUCUUCUAUAAUUUCUCUUUAUCUUUUUCACUUCUCUGCCCCAUUUAUUUAACUUCCAUUUCUCUCCUGUCCCCAUCCAUGCUUGGACUUGUAUAGCUGGUACUGUUCUACACUCAUGUUUACUUCAUUUGCGUGACUCCUUUAUGAUGACCCAAAUAUUAUUCAAUUAUUUGAAUGGAAGCUGCUGUUUAAGAGAUGGAGAAAGACAGGGUUUUAUGUAAUUUAUGCUUGAAAUAUCAAAUCUGAUUUUUUCCUGGGUUUUUUUAUUGCCACAGAGCUACAUAUGUUUGCAUUUAUCCUUAAUAAAUAUUAAAUGUGAUGGCAAUCAUAGAUACAAACAACUUUGAUAUUUUAAUGAACAAGACUGGUAUCCACUCAACCUCUUCUAAGAGAUAAUUUGAUUUAUUAGUUGCCUCAAAGCAACUGUGCCAUGGACCUGCCUGGCUGCUGUUCUCUUAAGAAAAUUCUGGACUUAUUGCAGCACACUCACAUGGUAUCUCUUAAAAAGCAGUAUCCCAGAAAAGGAGAGCUUUCCAAUAUUUAUAUAAAGAACAGUAGAGGAGCAAGUGCAGUAAAAUACUUAAGGAAAUACAUGUUAUCUUAAUCUAGAGAGAAAUUCAAUGGACAAAUUACAAAGUUCUCGAGAAUGGGGCCUUUCCAUUUCAAAUACCUGAAGGUUUCUGAUGACUGUAAAUAGGGGCUUAUCUAUUUCACAUUUAAAUAAAUAUGAAUAAAAUACUGUAUAUAUGCAAGAUAGAAAUCAGCCUACUGAUGUAAAAAGAAUUUGCAAAGAGUUUAUUAAAUUAUUUCUUAAAGUGUAUAAUUUAAAUGUAAACCUCUGAACAGGAAGGUGUACUGUAUGCUUCUAUAUGUAUAUACUGUGUACUAGAAAGUAAGCACUAGUUAAGUGCCAUUAUUAACAGUGUUAUUUUCUCACAGAAUUAAACUUAAUAUUUGAGUUGAUCUAUGGCUUAUUGCCCUCUUGCUGAACUGCUAAUUAAGUCAAAUCAAUGAACUAACAGAACUGUCGUGCUCUGCUUCUGUUUGAGUUAUUAACACAGCUAACUCAGGACAGGUCCUUGUUGACUUAACUUAGUAGAGGUCCUAGUUUCAAAAGUUUCAGAAUCAAAUUGUGUUGGUCUCUGAAGAUGUAAAUUCAGUUAAUGGAAGAAAGUGAUCAGCCAUUAGAAAAUUUCUGGUUCUAUUACAAUGAAGAGCUGUGGCCUCCAAUAUCAUGUCAAAAUACUACAGAAAUGGACUUUCUGGAAAGCUUCAUAAAGGAACUAUUGACUCAUAAUUCAUUCUCAAUAAAAAGUGUUUUAAGUGUA